Messenger RNA from Lucilia sericata (common green bottle fly), 960 nucleotides. RefSeq names its product farnesol dehydrogenase-like. The record is from RefSeq and is a predicted model, not a curated record. NCBI's taxonomy places the organism in Eukaryota, Metazoa, Arthropoda, Insecta, Diptera, Calliphoridae. The transcript is spliced from 2 exons. Bases 19 to 795 code for a protein of 258 amino acids.
UUAAAUAAAUCUAAAACAAUGGAUCGUUGGCAGCAGAAAAUCGCUGUAGUUACUGGUGCCAGUUCGGGUAUAGGCUGGGCCAUAGCUCAGGAACUUUUAAAAUCUAAAAUAAAAGUCAUAAAUCUAUCGUUGACUUUAAAAAGUGAAGAAGAAUUAAAAAAUGAAUUGAAACCCCUCGAAGAAUCAAUAUUCUUUCAAAAACAAUGUGAUUUAUCCAACCUAGAAUCUUUAAAAUCCGCUUUUUCUUGGAUUGCGGAAAAAUUUAAUAACAAGUUACAUAUACUAAUCAAUAAUGCGGGUAUGUGUGAAUUUUCGCGGAUCCUAGAUGAGGGAAAUGAAGAAUCUCUUAAACGUAUGAUUGAUACAAAUCUAAUGGCGGCGGUCUUUUGCAGCAAAGAAAGCUAUAAAUUAAUGAAAACUGCAAUGGACCACGAAGAAGAAUGUCAUAUUAUUAACAUAUGCAGCCUUUUGGGUCAUCAUAUUAUGCCUCAUAUACCCGAUUGUGGUUUUAAUUUAUAUCCCGUUGCCAAGCAUGCUCUACGUGCUACCAAUGAGGUUUUGAGAAGAGAAUUAUCGGGAGAUAAGUUAAUACGUUUGUCGUCCCUUAGUCCCGGCAUAACUGCUACAAAAUUUGGUUCUUAUAGCGAAAAACCUUCACAUUUGCAAAAUUUACCCGAUUUUCCCCAACUUUUGCAGCCUCAAGAUAUCGCUAGAGCGGUUAAAUUUAUUUUGGAGUCACCUUUACAUGUCACCAUAGCGGAAAUGUUAGUUGUUCCCACUUCAGAGAAAUAUUAAAAACUAAAAUCAUGAAUUCAUAAUGGAUUUCUUAUAAAAAUGGUUUUCCCAGAAAUUCCCAAAUAAGAAUUGUAAAUCCCCAGUUUAAAAAUAACUCUGAAUUCAAAUAAAUUCUGCAUAAGCUGCCUGUAAAAUCAACAAAUAAAAACAAAAAAUAUUCAAAAA